Effrenium voratum is the source of this 852-nucleotide messenger RNA. The record is from the annotation of a GenBank genome assembly. Lineage: Eukaryota; Dinophyceae; Suessiales; Symbiodiniaceae.
GCUCAAAGACCACCCCAGAUCCGGCGACUUCGUCAUGUCGGAGCAUGUGGAUGAGGAUGAGGCAGCAAGCAGCAUGGAGCCAAAGUACCGGCCCAUUGUUCCACCUCCUUUGGAGAUUGGUGACUCCGAAGUGCAAGUCUUUGUUGGUGAAUGGGACGCGGAGGGCGUCUUCGUCUACCAGGCCUUCAAUGACGAAAUUGCCGACUGGGCCUUGCAGCACCAGCGAUUCGGGGGCCCGGACUUCAACACGUCCCGCAUGACCUGGAUCAAGCCAUCGUUCGGGUGGGUUCUGUACAGAUCAGGCUACGGUUCUAAGCACGGGCAGAAUCGGGUGCUAAAGGUGAAGCUGCCUCACGCAGCGCUCGCGGAGAUCUUGGCACGGUGUCAGUGUGUGGACACCAACAAGGCGACCAGGGAAGAAGACCUCAUUGAGACAAAUGAGGAGGGCAGCAGUGGGCGAGUCCAGUGGGACCCUGAGAGAGACAUGCUGUCCGCAGAUGGCAGGGAACCGCGGCGCAUGCUCCGCCGCCGCGCCAUUCAGAUCGGAAUGUCCGGAAAGCUCUCGGAGUUUUAUGUGUCAAGCACUCUUAGCAUCCAGGACGUCACACGGCUGGCGCACCGGAUCAAGCUGGCCCACCGUUCCAAGAAAAGCGGCGCUGCAAUCGACGAAAUGCUCCGAAACCUGGAGUUUCCCCUGGAGCGCCCGUACAUGCCCAUGUGUACAGAACGCAUACUCUGCAAUUUAGGCAUGCUGCCAGGGGGAACCGCAACGGCCAUUGCCCGCAUAGGCAGAGGCAAGGCUAUGGCAGAAAAACAUGAGCAAUAAUGCAAUGAUCAACUGGCAAUAUUGAA